AGUUAAGGAACAAAAGGGAGGAGAGGCUCAUCAACAUGAGGCUGCACCACAGAUGGGAGGACAUGAAAAGUGACAAGGAUUUUAAAAAGACUCUGGAGUUCAGCAGGAACAUCUCAAUAUUCCUCAAUGUGACGAAGAAAAAGCUAAAAGGCCAUGGAGGAGCCCAAACAUUAGCUUGAUUUACAGCGGUGGCAACAGCAAAGCGGCUUUCCAGCCUGAUCCUGAUCAGGACAAAAACAGGAGAGACGAUGUUUUACUGUCAGAGGAUUGGAAGGGGAAAUGCUGAGUCAUGGAAACCAUCGUCAAACAGCUGAGUGAGGAGGAGGAGGGCAGACCUUCAUCAUAUUUUCCUGUUCGCAGUGAAAUGUUGUGAAUCACACAUUCUGACAAACUGUGACAGCCAAACGUUUUCCAUGCUGCCUGUUGGACUUUUGAUUAAUUUUGGUUAAAAAAAAGAGACAAACAGUUAAAACGGACAAAUUCCUCCGAUGUUUCAGUUCGUUCAGGUUUUAUUGGUUCCAUUAAAUGUUUUUAUUCAAAACAAAAGGAUCCAGUUUUUCAGCAGAAAGACACAAGAGGCAUUAAAUUAACAACCUUUAAGCAGGUGGAAAUGAUCUGAUGAUCAGAGGAUUUGGAGGGAUUCAGUCACAGAGCAGGAAAAUCCAACAUGUGAGAAAAAUGGUGGAAAAACUUCAACCUGGAAAAGAAACGGCAGCGUUUGAUAAAAAGAAAGAAAAAGAUCCGCGCCUGCAUGAUGCCGCCAUGUUUCCCUGAUCCGCCUGGCUGGCAGCCAUCAGCCUCCAAUCAAUAACCAAUGAGCUCCUGAGGAGGGAACCGGAGGAACCCAGAUCCAGUUCUGAACUUGAACUAAAGUCACGAGAUAAACAAAAGUUCUUCAGAGAGGCCUUGGCCUCAGACUCGUCCUGUUGUGAGCGGACCGCUUUCCUGAUGCCACCAUGCCCAUCAUCAGCAACACCAACCACGACUUCAGCAACCUGUCGCUCAGCGACGACAGCAGCCUGGACCGCAUCUUCACCGAGAUUCCAGAGACUGAGACCAUCAAGGGCGUCUACUACCAGAGGGCGCAGUUGAUCCAAAGGCCGGAGGACCUGGUGUCGGUGGACCACGCCCUGCUGGCUGUGAUCAACGUGGGGGGAAACCGCUACACCUUCCCCUGGACCACCCUGCAGCAGUUCCCCCUCACCAGACUCGGCCGACUCUGCGGCUGCCGGUCGCUUGAGGACAUCGCCAGCGUGUGCGACGACUACGACGAAACCAGGAAGGAGUUCUUCUUCGACCGCUCUCCGUCCGCCUUCAAGGUCAUCCUCAACUUCCUGGCGGCGGGAAAACUGCGGCUCCUGCGAGAGAUGUGUGUUCUUUCCCUUCACGACGAGCUGAACUACUGGGGGGUAGAGAUGGCGUACAUGGAGCGCUGCUGCAAGAGGAAGAUGUACACCCGCAUCGAGGAGGUUCACGACAAGGAGAGGCGGGAGGAGGAGCGGCGGCAGAGAAACGCCAUGCAGCGCCUGCCGGUGGAGGAAACCCGGUACAGGAAGGUGAUGAACUGGCUGAGGGACAUGGUGGAGAAUCCUCAGUCCGGCCUGCCGGGGAAGAUCUUCGCCUGCCUGUCCGUCAUCAUGGUCGCCGUCACUGUGGUCAGCUUGUGCAUCAGCACCAUGCCUGACCUCAGAGAGGAGGAGGACAGGGGCGAAUGUUCCUCCAAAUGCUACAACAUGUUCAUCAUCGAGACGGUGUGUGUGGCCUGGUUCUCCCUGGAGUUCGUCCUGCGCUUCGUCCAGGCCCGCAGCAAGCUGGACUUCCUGCGCGGGCCGCUCAACAUCAUCGACGCCAUGGCCAUCCUGCCCUACUACGUUUCCCUGGUGGUGAGCGAGGAGGACCAGAACCGGGAGACGGACCGGCCCGGCGGAGGUAAGGGCUACCUGGACAAGCUGGGGCUGGUGCUGCGGAUCCUGCGGGCGCUGCGGAUCCUGUACGUGAUGCGGCUGGCGCGCCACUCGCUCGGCCUGCAGGUUCUGGGCCUGACGGUUCGCCGCAGCACGCGGGAGUUCGGCCUGCUGCUGCUCUUCCUCUGCGUCGCCGUCACGCUCUUCUCCCCGCUGGUUCACCUGGCCGAGAGCGAGCUCACCGGCCCGCACGACUUCAGCAGCAUCCCCGCCUCCUACUGGUGGGCCAUCAUCUCCAUGACGACGGUGGGGUACGGCGACAUGGUGCCGCGCUCCAUUCCCGGCCAGGUGGUGGCGCUGAGCAGCAUCCUGAGCGGGAUUCUCAUCAUGGCGUUUCCCGCCACCUCCAUCUUCCACAUGUUCUCGCGCUCCUACCAGGAGCUGAAGAUGGAGCACGACCGGCUCUUCAAGGAGGAGGUGGCAGCUGCAGCAGCCGCCGCCGCCACCGGGGGCGCUGCGGAGCCGCAGGGGGGGGACGCGAGGUCGCCCCCUGCUGGGCCUCCGGACCAAACCAAGGAGCUCUGCAUGGAGGCGCUGCUGCAGGAAGCCAACAACCACAGUCUUCCACCUGCGGCUUUCUGAAGGUUCUUCACGAAACUUUACAGCUGCAGUUUGCAACUUUAAUAAAAUUUUAAAAAAAGGCUUUGAUAUAUUUGAUAAAACUGUCUCCAUGUUGUGACAGUAGCUGCGUUUCUAUUCCAAAUAUGAGCUAAUUUUUGUCUAUAUUUUGCUCAUGUCGAAAAGCAAAAUUUCUCUAUUUCUGUGUUUUCAUUGAAACUGCAGUUUGUAACUUUUACAUAAAAUAUUUUAUUUGUUGAAACUGUCACCAUAUUGUGACCAUUUCAGACAGAUAAUCUGUGAAAUAAUGAAGCUCCUCUGUUUUCUACCAACUUGAAACAACCAAUCAGAGCCAGGAGGCGGGUCUUAAUGCUGUCAAUCACAGUCUCAUGUCAGCAGAUCCUAGCAUGAAUGCUAAUGCUAGUUAGCUUAGCCAUUGAUAAUGAUGGUGCUGUAACUGUAAGUUGUUUUGCCAUUAGCACAUUUAGCAUUGAUUGGCAGCGCUAAGCCCCUCCUCCUGACUCUGAUUGGUUGUUUUUGGUUAAUCUCUGGCAGUAGCAGGUCCGGGAGGAGAUGGAUCUGUUCAGAUUAUCAGUCUCAUAAACUGUCAUGACAUGGAGACAGCUUUAACAAAUUAAAAAACAUUUCUUUAUAAAAAUUAUAUACUGCAGCUUUAAAUAAAAAAUUAAAUUCAAAUCCUCCACGAAUAAGCUUGUUCAUGCGCGUAGUUGUUAAUGGCAGCGACGGAUGUAAACACAUGAGAUAUAUUCAUUAUUCAGCUGCUAGAGCUCAUCAUCUAUCAGCCAAUCAGAGGAGAUGUCGGCGUUUUACUCAGCAACAAGCCCCGCCUACUCGGGAGUGGCUACUUAUACAGCGUUUUGGGGAAAAUUGUAGUCGGCUACAGGAGAAUUAUGGAUUCAACAUGUUGGAACGACUCGACCUUUUAUGAACUGAUGCUGUUAUGCUCUAGUGGAGCUGGCUGCACAAAAACAAACAAAGAAAACCACUUCCUGUUGUCUUCUUUGGCGUUUCUGGCAGUAGUAACAUCCGGCUGUUGAUCAUGUUUCGAUACGGCUGAAUAGCCUCAUCAUCCUUGUGCAAAAACGUUUCAGCAAAAACUAGCCUUAGCAUUUAUGGCUA
Molecule: messenger RNA, 3662 nt
Organism: Xiphophorus maculatus (southern platyfish)
Lineage: Eukaryota; Metazoa; Chordata; Actinopteri; Cyprinodontiformes; Poeciliidae
Gene: kcng4a
Product: potassium voltage-gated channel modifier subfamily G member 4
Exons: 8
Coding region: 957-2546 (529 amino acids)
Biological process (GO): protein homooligomerization; potassium ion transmembrane transport
Cellular component (GO): voltage-gated potassium channel complex; membrane
Molecular function (GO): delayed rectifier potassium channel activity; protein binding
Source: RefSeq, a predicted model, not a curated record